Tuber aestivum (summer truffle) is the source of this 855-nucleotide messenger RNA. NCBI's taxonomy places the organism in Eukaryota, Fungi, Ascomycota, Pezizomycetes, Pezizales, Tuberaceae. The record is from the annotation of a GenBank genome assembly.
AUGGAGCUCGCCCCACGAUCAAGCGCUUCCGUCUCCAAUAAAUACUCGGGGCGCCGAACACCACCAGCUUGGGCGGCGAUGAAGGGGCACAAGGAAGUCGUGAAGCUACUGCUCGGGAGGAAGGAUGUUGCCACGGACACUCCGGAUCACGACCAGCGGACACCGCUGGGAUGGGCUGCCACCAACGGACAUAAGGGGGUGGUGGAGCUGCUUCUCAAGGCGGAAGGUGUCAACCCCGGAAGACGGGAUGUAUACGACUCGACCCCGCUCACCUGGGCCGCGUGCAAUGGACAUGAGGAGGUGGUAAGGUUACUGCUGGAAGGGAAAGGCGUCAACCCCGUAGAGUGCGAUAUGCAGGGCCGGACACCGAUCAUGCUGGCCGCCCUGAUAGGACAUGAGGGGGUAGUACGGGUACUGAUGGAGUUGGAGGGCAUUGAUCUCAACGGGGGUGGCAUCUGCGGUGAAAUGCCACUCCAGUACGCUGCGAUGCGUGGGAACGAGGCGAUUGUGCGGUUACUGCUGGAACGGGAGCACGUCGGGCGUGAUAUUCCUGACUCCUUCUCGCGGACUCCACUCAUGUGGGCGGCACACGCGGGACAUGUGGGGGUGGUGGAGAUACUGCUCGGCAAAAAAGAUGUCGACCCCGGAAAACGAGACAGGCGGGGCCAAACGGCGCUCAUGUUCGCUGCGGAACAGGGGCAUUUGGGAAUGGUCCGCUUGCUGCUCGGGCGGGAAAAUGUCGAUCCCGACAUUUCCGUCUACGCGGGCAGCACACCACUGUCGUUGGCCACUCGAAAUCAGCAUUUCGGGAUAGUCGGGCUAUUACAGGCCUACAAACCUGCGGGCCCCGGCAUA